Messenger RNA from Chenopodium quinoa (quinoa), 1515 nucleotides. RefSeq lists its product as uncharacterized. The coding region runs from base 124 to 1245 and encodes 373 amino acids. NCBI's taxonomy places the organism in Eukaryota, Viridiplantae, Streptophyta, Magnoliopsida, Caryophyllales, Amaranthaceae. The transcript has 3 exons. The record is from RefSeq and is a predicted model, not a curated record.
AGAAAAAGAAAGUACCUCCCUCUUUCUUUUUUCUCUCUCCUCUAUACAUACCCUUCAUUUCCCUCUCUUUUUUUUCCUACACUUAUCCUUAACUUACUCUUACAUUAUCUCCUCCCAAAAAAAAUGGCAACAAAAAAUGGAAGAAUGCUCAAAGAUUUCUUACAAGAUUGUAAUAGUAAUAGUAAUAGUAAUAAUCAACCCGUGUUAUCGGCGGAGGUGCCUAGUACCCUUCCUAGGAGCCGGAGUCGAUCACGAGCAGCGUUAACCUCAUUCCAGAAGCUUCUUACGGCGGUUAAGAGCUUCCACAACAACACAUCAUUCGCAACGCCGUCAACGUUGCAAAGGAGUGUUUCUAAGAGGUUGUUAGAAAGGUUGCGUAACAAGAAGCCAGCAAAGAGAUCGGAUACUAGAUUAUCCGGUGAGGUAAGGAGUAGUAAGAUAAUGGUGGUCACGGUUCGAGUCAAAGAUAUCCUACGGUGGAAAUCGUUUCGAGUCGUCGAGGAAGAGGAGGUGGAAUCCCAUCAUUAUCAGCCGUUGGAUGAUAAUGAUGUGGGGCCCGCCAAUGACGCGCCCACGAAUAAUAAUAGUAAUAAUAAUAGUGAUAGUAGUGGUAGUAAUAGUAAUGAUGGAUCGGAAAUGAGUUGGGGUGAAAGUGAAUUUACCGUGGCGGAGAUGGUGGUGGAAGAGGAGGAGUUACCGUGUUGUAUGGGUGAUUCCGGUGAUGAAGAGGGUAAAAAUUGGGACGACGUUGGUGUUGAUGGUGCAUCGGAUUCUGAAGUGGGGUCCAAAGAGGAUAAACAUAACAUAGGAAGUGAAGAAGGAACAGAGCAACAAAGUCCAAUUUCAGUUCUUAACUCUCCAUUUAGAGAUGAAGUCUCAGAAGAAGAGUUACCUUUAUCUUUUGACCAAAAAAUGGCUAAUAUGGAAAGAACGAAGCAAAGACUUCUUCAAAGCAUCCAAUGGUUCGAGGACUUGGCUGGUGUCCAUGAUGACGGCGAAACAGAUUCAGAAGAAGAAGAAGAGCAACCGGUCGAGGUUAAGAGUAAAGCUAACUCGAGUAGGGGAUUUUGUUGGUUUAAACGAGGAAGUGAAAGUUUAAUGGAGAAAAAAGAGUGCAUGAGAAAGCUAGGAGAAUGGAACAAGUUUGAGGAGGAAAAAACAGAAUUAGGAGUUGAAUUGGAAGAUGAGGUGUUAAGUGAUUUGUUGGAUGAGGUUUUGAAUGAUUUUUGUGGAUCCAAUGAGUAAAUUCAAGAAAAAGAAAUAUAUAUUGUGAUGAAUUUAAUUUGACUAUUACGAAUUUACGAGUGUCAGCGGAUUAGUUUGUUACAUGUACAUACAUAAGAGGGAAGAAGAAGAAAAUGAGAUGAAGAAAGUGUAAUAAAGAGUAUGCUAUGUAUGCACCAUUGCUUAGUUUAGUAAUAUGCAUAUAGCUAGGACUUUUGUAUGAAUAUGAUGCUAAUAUCUAAUAUAUAUGGGCUUUUUUUGAGUGGAUAUAUAUACCAAUUUCUUUCAUUA